AAUCCAUGCCAGGACCUAGCGGUCUCCAGAUUCUGAGGGUCAACCAGACAAACAAGAAGGCAUCUUUGGCAACACCAGGAAUUACAGUUAACAAGGGUUUACGCAAAAGUCGCAGACUCGAGUUAGUUGAGCAGGAGCCCAGAGCCAGCCAAAGGAAGAGGGACUACCAGACUCAUCACUACAGUCCUGAUAUGUUGUGGUGUGAGGACUGUAUGCAGGCCUACGACCCCUGCUGUCCUACUCACAAACUAUCAACAGUCAGUGAUAAGAUUGUCAUGUCGCGGGCCUGGGCCAGCGCUCCCAGCCAGGUUCAGAUAUUCAGAGUCCCAGAGGAUCUUCUCGAGCCAGAAGAUUCAAAUGUGGGUGUGCAAGCCAAACGCCAGAUACCCAAAUUUACCCAGUUUGGCCCAUUUGUUGGAGAGUUAGUUGAUUCCCUGGACAAUGUGACCAGGAAGUUUUUCCCUCUUAUGGUCA
Molecule: messenger RNA, 474 nt
Organism: Candidula unifasciata
Lineage: Eukaryota; Metazoa; Mollusca; Gastropoda; Stylommatophora; Geomitridae
Source: the annotation of a GenBank genome assembly